Scomber japonicus (chub mackerel) is the source of this 898-nucleotide messenger RNA. Its product is annotated as low affinity immunoglobulin gamma Fc region receptor II-like. The transcript is spliced from 6 exons. Gene Ontology annotation, molecular function: transmembrane signaling receptor activity. The record is from RefSeq and is a predicted model, not a curated record. Bases 7 to 780 code for a protein of 257 amino acids. Lineage: Eukaryota; Metazoa; Chordata; Actinopteri; Scombriformes; Scombridae. Gene Ontology annotation, biological process: cell surface receptor signaling pathway.
AGCAGCAUGGAGAUCACAAUACUGUGUACGGUCAUUGCCUCCAUCAGAGUCCUUCCCAACAGAUCCCAGUUAUUUCUCUACGAGUCGCUCUCUCUGAGCUGUGGGGAGCCAGGAAAGUCUUCUCAGUGGAGAGUUAUAAGGAACACAUCUACACUCUCAAAUGAAGAGUGUCCCAUACCCAGGAAUAAAAUAAAUGAAUCUAACUGCUUCAUUGAUGAUGUUUACCCACUAGACACUGGAGUGUACUGGUGUGAGUCUGAAGGAGGAAGGUGCAGCAACGCUAUCAACAUCACUGUGACUGACGGUCCUGUGAUCCUGGAGAGUCCUGCCCUUCCUGUGAUGGAGGGAGACGACGUGACUCUGAACUGCACAGAUGCAAAUUCCUCUUCCAACCUCACUGCUGAUUUCUACAAAGAUGGCUUCCUCGUGGCGACCAGCUCUACAGGAAACAUGACCAUCCACAGUGUUUCUGAAUCUGAUGAAGGAUUCUACAGCUGUAACAUCUCUGGAGUCGGACAAUCACUAGACAGCUGGCUGGCUGUUAGAGGGCGUCCUGAGCCGCCUGAGCCGCCUGAGUCCCUCCUCGCAUGCAUUCUACUUCCUGUGGUGGGCUUCUGCGUCUUGCUAGUCUCGCUGACGCUGCUCUGGAGGAGACACAAAGACAAUGAUGUUUCGUACAGUAACGUCAUCAUCAACCAGGGAAUGCAACCAAAAAGGACCACAGACGCUCCAAAGGACGCUUCAAUCUUCUACUCAACACUCAAUCUAACAACCACCUGACAGGAAGCAACAGAUGCAGUAAUUCAAUGUGUUUUUCUAUAAAUUGUGUGUUUGAUGAAAUGUUUUGAAUGUAAACAGAAGUGAUUACAGUAUAUUUUCCACAUCGCUGCGGCUGGAA